Messenger RNA from Schistocerca serialis cubense, 2987 nucleotides. RefSeq names its product ATP-dependent RNA helicase DDX42. Lineage: Eukaryota; Metazoa; Arthropoda; Insecta; Orthoptera; Acrididae. The transcript has 12 exons. Gene Ontology annotation, molecular function: RNA binding; ATP binding; RNA helicase activity. Bases 234 to 2501 code for a protein of 755 amino acids. The record is from RefSeq and is a predicted model, not a curated record.
UCUUUGAACCUGUGUGUAGAAUUAUGUACACAGAAUGAAAGUUGUUAUUUAAUGUGAGUAAGUGUGUUGUGUUAUUGUUUAUUAUGUGCUGCGCAGACGGAUAACUCAUUGUGAUUUCAAUGAGCACUGCUUAUUUAAGCGUCAUGAAACAAGUGUUCCAGUGAUGAUAACUUGGUGUUAUUUCUUGUUUGGAUAAUUUCUUAUAAUAUAUUGCUGGCCUACAGUCUGUUAGUAUGAGCUUCAACAAGGGUGGUGAUGGAAGGCCGAGAGGGUUUGGAUUUUCGGGCUUCCAGCUGAAGCGGGAUAAGAGCAAUCAGUUGCCACCUCCACCGUCAAGCGCCAUCAGUAAACAUGGGUAUUCUACAAUGUCAGCAAUCAGCCAAAACGCUCUUGCAGCAAGUUACGGUUUACCAAGAAAAAGAUCAAAAACUGAAGAAGAGUAUUUUGAUGAAGAUGAUGAACAUACUACACCAACAUCAACACUGGAGUACAUUCCUGCCCCUGGCAGCCCAUCUUAUCAAGAACCAAAGAAUGACAGCUCGGAUUCAGAUGAAGAUCCAUUGGAUGCAUACAUGGCAGGCAUCGAACAACAAGUACACAGGGAAACAACAAAAAUUAUGGAGAAAGAUGACAAGAAGAAAGGUAUUAGAGAUGAUAUUGAGGAAGAAGACGUAGAGGAGUCUUACUACAGAUACAUGGAAGAGAAUCCUUUAGCUGGUGUGCAAAAUGAAGAGUCUGACCUAGAAAUAGAGUAUGAUGAAGAUGGAAAUCCAAUUGCACCAAAGAAAAACAAAGAAAUUGACCCCUUACCUCCAAUAGACCAUUCAACAAUCAAGUAUGAUGACUUUGAGAAAAAUUUCUAUAACGUACAUGAAGAAAUAGAAAGGCUCACAACAGACCAAGUGGAGGAUCUGAGACAAAAACUUGGAAUCAAGGUAACGGGUCCAGAUCCACCUCAUCCAGUGACUAGCUUCGCACACUUCGGAUUUGAUGAAGCUCUGAUGAAAUCAGUUCGAAAGUCUGAAUAUACUCAGCCGACACCCAUUCAGGCCCAGGCAGUUCCUGCCGCAUUGGCAGGGAGGGACAUAAUAGGGAUUGCCAAAACAGGGUCUGGAAAAACUGCUGCCUUUGUCUGGCCCAUGCUGGUACAUGUUGCCGACCAGCGUGAGCUGUCACCAGGUGAAGGCCCCGUGGGACUUAUUUUGGCACCCACAAGAGAACUUUCACAACAAAUAUAUGCCGAAGCCAAACGUUUUGGGAAGGUGUAUGGCUUGCGUGUCGUUUGCUGUUAUGGUGGAGGCUCUAAGUGGGAACAGUCAAAAGCCCUAGAGGAAGGAGCUGAAAUUGUGGUUGCAACACCAGGUCGUAUGAUCGACAUGGUCAAGAUGAAAGCCACAAAUCUCCAAAGAGUCACGUUUCUUGUGCUCGACGAGGCUGAUCGCAUGUUUGAUAUGGGAUUUGAGCCACAGGUGCGGUCAAUCUGUAACCACGUGCGACCCGAUAGACAGACACUGCUUUUCAGUGCUACUUUCAAGAAGAAAGUUGAGAGAUUGGCAAGGGAUGUUCUCACUGAUCCAAUACGGAUUGUGCAGGGAGAUGUCGGUGAAGCAAACGCAGAUGUUACCCAGGUAGUGAAAGUAUUGCCCCCUGGAGCUGCGAAGUGGAACUGGCUUUUGAGGUCACUUGUUGAAUUUCUGUCAUCAGGAAGUGUCCUUAUAUUUGUCACAAAGAAGGCAAAUGCUGAAGAAUUAUCUAAUAAUUUAAAACUGAAGGAGUACGAUGUUUUGUUGCUGCAUGGUGACAUGGAUCAAGCAGAGAGGAAUAAAGUUAUAACUCAGUUUAAGAAAAAGGAAGUCAACGUUUUGGUGGCAACUGAUGUUGCAGCUCGUGGUUUGGACAUUCCGCACAUACGGACUGUUGUUAAUUAUGAUGUUGCUCGUGACAUUGAUACUCACACACAUCGUAUUGGAAGAACAGGUCGUGCUGGAGAGAAAGGUACAGCGUACACACUUGUGACAGAAAAGGACAAGGAGUUUGCAGGUCAUCUGGUACGCAAUCUCGAAGGUGCCAAUCAAGAUGUCCCUCAGUCGCUCCUAGAUCUUGCUUUGCAGAGUGCCUGGUUUCGCAAGUCACGCUUCAAAAGUGGUAAGGGUAAGCCAGCAAAUGUUGGUGGGCGAGGGCUUGGCUACCGAGAAAAACCAGGAAUUGGUUCACAUGAAACACAGAGUCCUAAUACUGGAAUUGGUGAUUUGAUUCCAAAACCAAAGUCUGGACCUGGUACAGACAGAUUGUCUGCAAUGAAGGCAGCAUUCAGAAGCCAGUAUCAAAGCCAGUUCUUGGCAUCUUCGGAUCACACCUGGGAGCAGACAAUUGAGCAGAAACCUUCAUUUCUGAGUCCACAAAUGGAGGCGCAGAUUGAGAACUGCCCUCCUCCUCCACCACCACAGCAAUCCACAGGCAGCAGCCGGAGAGUGAAGAAAAGCCGCUGGGACAACUCGUAGUCAAAGGGGAUACCUCAGGGUGCUUCAUAGUUAUCUUUUUUUAUAUACUCUUUUCUGUACUGAUUUUUAGUGUUAUUGAGGACUAAAAACAGUUUCGUUUGAGAACAUACCUGUGGUACAGUGCAACGUAUCGUACACAUCUUGUUCAAAGGCACCAUUGUACAGAACUUCACUGUGUGUCCCGUGAAUGACUCGCUUUAGUAUUUUUGUAAAUGUUUGUGUGUAACUGUAAUUAUACGAUAGAAAUAAUUAUUUUUAGUACAUUGUGUGCUUGACUCAAAUACAUAGGUAUACCAUUGAAAAAGAAUAAUUAGAAAUAGUACUGACAUUAUAGUGUUUUAUUUGCAUUUGGAACUGCGACGGUGAAGUUGCAGGACUCUGUCUUUUUUUUUCCAUAAGAUUAAAAGUUGAAAUGUAUGAAAUGGAGCAGUUCAUUACUUUUUCUUCUUUUAUCAGUUAAGAACAAAUAAACGCCACUUCUGUUUA